This is a messenger RNA of Podarcis lilfordi (Lilford's wall lizard), 23007 nucleotides long. The record is from the annotation of a GenBank genome assembly. NCBI's taxonomy places the organism in Eukaryota, Metazoa, Chordata, Lepidosauria, Squamata, Lacertidae.
AUGGAGCCGGAGCCGGAGCCGGAGCCGGGGCUGAGCUUGGGCUGGGCGGCGCUGGUGCUGCUCUUCGCUGCCUCGCUGCUCACGGUCUCGGCCUGGCUCUUGCAGUUCGCCCGCGGCUUGUGGCGAGGACGGCGCCGGCCGGAGAAGGAGGCGCCGUUGCCGUCGCGGGGCCGAACCGCGGCUGCGGCCGCCGGCCUCUGGGCAUCCCUGCGGCGCCUGGGCUCGGCCCGGGAAGCGGCCGGCUCCGAGGGGGCGGCGGGGGCGGCGGGGGCCCGCGGCUUGCUGGCGUCGCUCUUCGCCUUCCGAGCCUUCCGCGAGAACUGGCAGCGAGCCUGGCUGAGAGCCCUCAACGAGCAGGCCCGCCGGCACGGGGUAAGCAAGGCCGGGGGGCGGGACGGGGCGGGGUGGGGACCGGGUCUCCUGGCAGCAGCACCCUCACCCCUCCCCAGGCUGCGGGGGCAGGCGCUUGGCUGCCUGGCCCCAGGGGGUCCCGGCGUGGAGGGGGGGCAAGCGGUGCGUCUGGGCAGCGCCCUCGGAGAGUGACACCGAGAGGGUGACAGGUGAGCCACCUGGGCUUCGAGCCAGCCUUCCUCGACUGCCUGCUCUUUCCCGGACCCCGCGGAGAAAGGGGCGUCCCAGGCUGAAGCCUGCGCGAGGUGGCACCCGAUCCCAGAGGGAGACGCUCUGCUCGUGUUCAGAGUUCGGUCCCCAGUCCUGCCGGUGGUUCAGCCCGAGAGCCAAACGCAGCAGCAAAGACGAAAGCGGUGCGGGGUCCACUUUCUGCCCAAGGAGCUGCCCUGUCGCCGCCGCCGCCGCCGCCGCCGCCGCCGCCUUCGCCAAGAGCUCCCUUUCCGCCCCCGCAUUUUGCCCUGUGCAAAGCAGCAGGUUCCUCGCUGGCGCUGUCCACCCACCCCGGCCAGGCCAAUUUCCCGCAGAGGUUUGGGCAGCAGCAACGACCGGGGCAGGGUCGCUUUGCCUCUAGGUGGUAUUGUCCUUCGGAGAGGGAGGGGAGGCGAAAGUUUUUAUUUCUUGCUUGUAUGUGCCUUUCCUUUCUCCUUUUGGGGACCCUAAAAGCCCCCAAAGCUGCUUCCCUUCCGAUUGGUGUAUAAAAGGUUUCGCGCAUUCUCUCUCUCCUCUAAUUUCGAAAUGCUUUUUUUUAAAUGUGGGGAGCGUUAUUCCAUUAAAAAUGGCAAUAAAUGGAAAGUCAGCCCUGAUUUUUCCUGGCGAGUAAACCAGUUUGACUCUGGCACCACUAAAGAAGUAGGGGAGGAAAGGGAUGCUUGUGCCAUCAGCUUGCAUGAGGUUGCUUGGGGUGGGGGCGGCUCCAGGGAUCUGCGCAUCAAAGUUCCUGGGCUUCUCAGUCUUGCAGGUGCCGGGACUCCAGCUGGCAGGCUCCUGGAACCAAACCCUCUUCCUUGGUGUUUCUGUAAACAACAUAAUCAAGCUUUUCAUUACAUCAGCCAAAGGUCACUACAGUUCCUUCUGGGGUGGCAAAAGUUUGCAAACAAGGGCAAAAUACAAAGAAUUACACUAAAGAGCAUUGCACUGAUAACAGGGUGGAGUUGGGUUCAUCUUCCUUUUUUGCGGGGGCGGGGCAGGGCGGGGAGCUGCUCUUUAAGAAGGCAUAUUAACACAAUAGGAAGGCACCCCACUCUCCUGGCUGCCUGGGCAGUGGCAUUUUGGUAUGUACAAGAGGCCAGGCUGACUCCUCCCAGUGCAAACUGAAACCUUCACUUGCAUCUUGUUUAAAGUAAAUGAUACCAAAUCCAAAGGAAAACUGCAGUGGCAGCAGGCGUGCUCCUUCCCAGCUGUGUGUGGACAGAAAGCACCUUCCUUUGUGGCGGUAUUGGGGUGAAGGUCCUGCAUCUAUAAGGGCUUCCUGCUUCAGUCUUCGCUUGGAUCUUCCCCCUUCCCAACCAAAGGCUUUCUGUGUGAGUUUUCCCUCUCUUGCUGAGUCUCUUCUGCCCCAGCACCCAUCACACGCAGCAUCCUGUUAAAGGAAAUGCAAGCUGUCCUCUGAUACUGUUGCAUUCCUGUCGCCCUAUUUGGUGUGGCUACAAAUAUGUUGAUGGUGAGAGUGAGUCUAAGCCGGCGCAGGGCAGCUUCAUCAUAAACUUGCAUAGUGGAUGUGGGCCAACCGGUACUUGUGAUUCCCCAUCUCUAAAACUGGGGUGAUGGUGACCUCUGGGAGUUGGUGACUCUUCCUUGGGAGCCUUUUGUGUACCUAGAACUAGGGAGGGGCACCUUGCCCAGCACCACUCCUUCAAUGCUGGAAAUCUAGAGCUGCUGCUGCUGCUGUUGCACCCACCUCACUGGGUGGCCUCUGUUCAAGUACUGUACUUCCAGCAGGAGAGAGCCCAGCCACCCAUCCAGGGUUGCUGGUUCUGUUUCCAAGCUGCUCUUACAAUCCUCAUUUUCAGCCCAAAUCUCCCCUCCUGUAAUGUAAGGUUAUUCCGUCUAGCCCUGCCUUCUGGAGCUGCAGAGAAGGCCAGUCUUUGCCGCUUGCCUGCAAGAAGAGUACGUACUCCCAUAUUCCUCCCCCUCUUCAGUCUUCUCUUCUCCCAGCUAAUCCUACCUCGUUCCUUCAAGCUUUCCUCAGGGGACAACUUGCUUUCCAUUCCAUCUUUUUUGGCGUCCUCUGAACCCAUUCCAAUUUGUUUGCUGUGCUCCAUAGCACGUCACAGGCGCUUCUCUGUUUUGCUACCAGUACAGAGGCUGGGAGCCAUAAAUGCCUUUCUUGGACACACAGGAUAGCUCAGUUGGUUAGAGCAUGGUGCUGAUAAUGCCAAGGUUGCAGGUUCGAUCCUUGUAUGGGACAGCUGCAUAUUCCUGCAUUGCGGGGGUUGGACUGGAUGAUCCUCAGCAUCUUUUCCAACUCUACGGUUCUAUGCUUCUGUAACCAUAUACAACAGAAUAUCAAUAUGUUAUGAUUUAUAUGCAUGGUUUCCUGCACUAGACAGAUUCCCAGGCAGAAAAAUCCUCUUAGGUGAAGCCUAUUGGAAGCCUGCUGGAAGAACUCAGGAUAUGCAUUAGGUUCACACCCACCUACUUGAGAAAUCUGCUCAUAACUAGCCAGAGUGAGGAGAUUGAUAAGGGAGCAGGCAUGACUAGCUCACGGGUGGGAGGCAACGUUAGAAGCAAAAGGAAUAGAAUAAAGAUGGCAGCUCUAGCUGUUUCCGCAAGAUCUGAAUUUUAAACCGGAGCCAGAUUGAAAGAGCAACCAGUAAUGACCUUUGCAGCGGCAGGGCGGAAACCUAAUCACGCUUGCAAGCUGUCAGCUGAUCAGCGUGAGAAACCGGGCAGGAGCCUUUCCUGCCCUUUGUGAGGGGCUUCUGUGCUCUCAAAAACAAGCAGGUUUCAUGUGACCAAACCUCAUGUAGGUAUUGGGGUCCUUUUUCAUUACAGAUAUUAUGUAAGGAAGCUGACACCAAAGCAUCUCCCCUUUUUUUUAUUUUGCUAAAGAGCAUCCUAAGCCCAGUUCCUCUGUGGUCCCAAGAACCUGCCCUGCGUGUCUGCUUGGGCUCUCUUGGCAUAGCUGGAAUAUUCCAUGCCUGGCAACCAGUUUCCAGGAUAGUGGUGCAACUCCUCCAGCUUUUCAGGAUAGGCAGAAGCUUGGGGGUCUCCAGAAGGGACCGACCCUGUUUGUGGAGCUUCUUUUCAAAGAGGCAGCUGCUCUGCUCAAGGCCUCUUAGGAUCCUGCUGGCGUUGCUUAAAUUUCCCCACUGACAGGGCUGAUGAAUGAUAGUGCGAGCUUAAAUGGGAGCUCAGUGCUCUAUACCUGAGAAACAGCUGCUGAUGUUGCUGCUGCUGUUAUCUCUGCUUAUCUGAGAGUGUCUCCAUCAUUGGUGCCUUGGAUCCAGAUGGCAAGGGCACCACAGGGCACUCUCAACACCUGCAGAGCUCUGUUACUCUGGAGGCUGUCCAAAGUCUGAUCCUGAGAGUUCUUCAAUGCCAGCUUUUUUCAUGGUUUUAAAUUAGACUGGUUACUUUCCUUUGGUAUUUGAUCAUAUUGUGCUUGUUGGAGUUACCUCCUUUGUGUCCUCUGGAUGAUUUUAAACCAUCAAAAUAAGCUAAAACAAAAAAAGGACGUGUUUAGGAAUAGGAAUUGUACACUGUUGAGUAAUCAGUUGUACUACCUGUCAAGCCCUCUCGUUUAACAUAGGUGAAAUUCAGUUUUAGCAGAGUACUGAUGGGCUUUGGUGAUUUGCCACUGAAAACAUUCUGGCCUCUUAAUAAGAAGCUUUUUCUCUCUAACCCCCCCCCCCCGCCUAAUCCACAAUGACUGCAGUGAUGAUGAUGAUCUUUCAUCUGGGGAGCAAGGAGGGGCUUAAGGCCGGAUCCUUCUCUGUGCAAUCAGUGAUGAAAACUUCUCUCUCUCCCUCUGAAAAUCCAAGAGGAAUCUGGGAUAAAUGUUCUUUUGGAGGCAACUGAUCUCAGGUCCCCUCUGGAUAGGAUUAUUUUUAGCUCCUUCUGAUGUCACAGUUUUCCCCUCUUAGCAAUUUGAAUUGUAGAGAAGCCAUACAGAAAUCUAUCUUAUGGAAAAAACAAAAACCAUGGGAUGAUUGGGAUGGGGGGGGGGGGAGAGCUAAUGAGAACUGGAUGCUUGUUUAGUUUCAUGAAAAUGAAAAUCCUUAAAAAUGUGCUGGGUGGAAAAGAUGUGUAUGUAUGUGGAACUCCUCUUCCUCUUUCCCCCCACCUCUCAUUCCCUUUUUGCAUUUCACAGUGCACUAGACUUAAUACUGUAUUCUACAUCUUUUGCCUCAACCUUUCCCUCUAAUUCUCCACCAGCAUGUGCAGGAAGGAGACAGCAAGAGCCAUUCCCGUUCUGUUUGAGGCCAAGCUCUGUUUGCAUUUGGGAGUGUGAAGUUCCUCCUUUUGGGACUGAGGCAUCGGGCUUCACAUCUUCCAGUGAUUUACCACAGACAGCUGACUCAACAAACUUCUGUCAUCUUUCCUGCUCAUAUUUUAAUGACUUAAAGCAUUAUUGCUGCCCAAGCAGAUGGGAAUCACAUUCUUGGGACUCAUGAAAUAGCAGUCUUUGUUGUUCACAGUCAUCCUGCUCAGAUGACAAUGCAUCCCAGGAUUUCUGGAAGGCAUGCAGGGAACCUUACACAACCAGAUUAGGGUUAAUUUAUGAAAGAAGAAACCUUACUUCUAGAUAUUGGGUCAUACUCUGCAGGCUUUCUGUCCCUUCCUGAAUAUUCUGAGUAUUCAAGCGUUCUAGAUUUUGCUGGUUCUCUUGAUAUUGCUGUGCUUUCCAGGCACAUCAAUCCAAUAGUAAAGGGUUUAGAAUUCUCAUAAUUUUUCAUGUUCCCAGUUUUAAUUUUUAUUGGCUUUAACAAAACCAUACCAGAAACCAACUGUAUAUUUCCUAGGUUGCAUUUUUAUUUCAUCCAGGGCUUUUUUUCAGCUGGAGCUUAGCUCUGGCACUUCUUAGGUGAGCACCAUUGCCAUUCUUACAGAACAAGGGGAAAGUUUGUGGUGAGCUCCAGCACCUCGUUUUCUAGAAAAAUAGCCCUGAUAGCAUCUUACGGUUGUUUUCUCUUGUGUUAAAUUCUCGCAUUUCUUUUAGAUGGAGGCUUCUGUUCCUUCUGCGUUGUUCUGUCUUGUUAGAGCAGUCCAGGGAUCACCAUUCCUGCCCUUCGGGGAAGGAGCAUUGCUCAGUAGUAGCAGAGCACUUGCUUGGCCUUCACCAGGUGACCAGGUUCAGCUCUUGACAUCUCCAGUGGCCUGUUGCCAGUCAAAAGAGACAGUACUGGGGCAGAUGAUGGACAGAUUGGAAGCUGCCUAAUAUUUAGCCAGUUUACGUGAGAUGAAAUAGAGCUGGCAACAUACAUGGUGGCAUGUCUCUGUUGCUGUGAGGACAUGAUAAGGAUCAUGGUAAGGUUGACAGUAGACCUCUACUGGCCACAAUGAAAAGGGCUUGACUUAACUUCCAUCUCCAAGCUUUAAAGUGUUUAAUUGCCCUGGUCAGAAUGUUGUUGAAUUUUGCCAAUUCGGAGAACUUGUGUGAGUCAUUUGAUGGUGCUCAGAGCUGACUGGAGCAGGGCAGGAUUGGGCUGCUUUUUCCUCCAUCCUAGGGGCUUUGUGGCUUAGAGACCCCAAUAGCCCUGCAUGCUUGCCAUCCUCUGUAGCCUUUUCUUUACCCAGUUUCUGUUUCUGUGACUUUUCUUUUUCGGAACAAAUCCAAACCUCCUACCUAUCUCUAGGCCUUUUCUAGUUAUGAGCUGGCACAAGAGGCACCGUUUGGAGAGAAUGGAGGCUCACGAUUGAUCUUGUGUCCUCUGUGCCAGUUGAGCAGUGAUGCCCUGGAGCUACUGCCCUAAGAAACGUGGAGGCUAGAGGUGGCUGCUGUCCAAGGUGCUUUCCUUCUAGAAUGGAUCUCUGGGUUUUAUACCUGCCUGGCUUACGGAAGAGUCACAAGACCCCCUUCCCCCGCUCCACACAAAAAGUCAUGGAUUCACCAAGUUGGUCACAAUGGGCUCCACUCCACAAGGCAAGCAAACAGCUGCUGAAGCCUCAUGAUACCCAAUGUAGUCCAUGCAUUAGACUGGAUUACUGCAAUGUGUCUGGAAACUCCAGCUAGUGACUAGAUUGCUGGUGAGGGCAGGUGGCUGACAGCAUGUGACGCCUCUGCUAAAAUAUCUCUACUAGUUGCCCAUGAGCUACCUGGGUAGGUUCAAGGCUCUUGUGUUGAUGCACAAAGCCCUGAACAGCUUGGGUCCAGGAUACCUUGAGGACCACCUGAGCUCCUGUAUCACUGCUUGAUCAUCUGCAGGAGCACAGUUAUAGUUGUCCCCCGUGGUAUAAAGGCCCAACCGGUCUCAAUCAGAAGUCAGGCAUUUAGUUUCACUUGUCCCAUGAGCUGGGAACAUGCUUCCAGCAGAGAUUCAGCAGGCAUUCAUGCUGCUAACUUCCACGCGCCUCUUGGCUUUAUUAUGCUGUGCAGUGUUCACAUUUUUUUCUUUCUUUUUCUUUAACUAGCCAGUCACUUUCGUGAUUAUUUGUAGGGUUUUCCACCCUGAUAUUUAAUGAUUCAGUCAUGCAGAAAUACAUUUGGAAAUUAGAAAUAAAUACGUUAUGCUGAAGAAGGUUGUCAAGGAAUCAGGCGACCAGUGUGAGGCUGGUCUCUCCCAGAGAGUGUGGCAUACUAUAAAUAUAAAUGGCUUUUUUUUUGUUGGUUGGGGGAAGAUUAAUCCCAGGGAAGCCAAAACCUUGUGAAAAAGAGAUGCUUGCCUUAUAGGCAUCUCGGCCUUUGUAAACCAACAGAAGAACCGAUGCACACAUGCUGUUGGAUGCUUCAGUCUGCAUCCACACAACAACCUUGCACUGAUUUUUUGGGGGUGGGGCAUGUCUAAGCAUCCUCUGAAGGUGUACCUGUGUCUCUCUAGGGAGACCUGCCCGGGUUGUUGGUUGUUAUGCUCUCAGUGUUUGUGGUGCUUUGUGGAGUCUUUCUGGGCAGGGACCUGGGCAGGCUAAAGGUUGAAGACAAGGUGGAAGUGAAACUCAUGGAUAGGAGGUUGUGUCUCCAAUUAUAUGACCUUGGUUUUCAGAAGGGGAGGAGAGGACUUGAGGGAUGGUGCCAAAGGCCAUAUAGAACAAGUGGAUUGUGAUGAAGGAUUAGAAGGAACAUAGAGGUGCUCUGAGGGCCACCAGAUGGGUAGAGUUGUUGGAAGCAGAUGGCAGAAUGAGCGGGAGGAGCUGGGCAGGGAUGUCUUGGGAGAUGCUUGCAGAAAGUUUGAUGGGGAAGGGAGUACGGCCUGAAAGGCCCAAAUAGCUCAGUGGUAGAGCACGGGGUUUUCAUGCAGGUACUGUAGCAUUUCCAGGUAAGGCUGGGAGGGAAUCCCUGCCUGAAACCCGGGAGAGCUGCUGUCAGUCUGUGUAGGCAGCACUGAGCUAAAUGGGCCAAUGGUCUGAUUCAUUAUAAGACAGCUUUGCUAAGGACCAAGAGUUUGUUCUGGAUCCAGUAAUUGUCCAGAAGGCCUUGGUGGAGAUGUGGCUGGAUUAACAAGAGAGCUGAAUAACCCCAAGAGCUAAGGAAGAGCUGGCCUUCCUUGCUGUGUGCUUCAAUGGGCCGGGAAGAGGGAAGGUUGCAGCAGCGUCUGUUUGGACUGGCAAGGAUGGUCUGAGUGCCUCUGACUGGGGGCAGGGAGGCCUUCCCUCGCUCUCCCUGCAGGCCAAUGGCACCUGACCAGCCAAACCUGUUUUGCUCCAGGUUGGGCUAAGCUGCUUUCUUGGGGCUGCCACAGUAAGCCCUCUUGCAGAGUGGAAUUCACUGCCAGCAACCAAUGUUUGCAUUUCUCCUUGGAGAUCAAGACUUGUUUGGGGAGAGUCGCAGCCACGAGAGCGGAGGCUUCCUUCUCCAAGUUGGUGGCAGCAGAGAAAGGCUGUGAGUGGAUCUGCCUCAGUGGAUCCCAGCGUCCAGAGAAAGGGGCACUUCAACAAACUGGAGGGCAGCAGCCAGCCAGCCAGCCAGCCAGCCUCUCCUCGCCUCUAGUUGCUCAGAGACUGUCCAACGUGACUGCCAGGGUCCUGCCGAGUGCGGAGGCAGCCUCUGUGCUGCCACUCGCUGGGCCAGCUUCCCCCCCACCCCCGGCUCCCAUGGCAACUCUGCCUUUGCUUAACCUGCGUGCCUUGGCCAGCCUACGGAUCUGAGAUUUGAAUGGAGGGGAGUGCUGCUUUCACAGCAGCUCCUUGGCUGCUGGGCACACAGUAAAUAAUACCUUGAGAGGAGGAACUGCAGCAAACUGAGAACUCUCCUUGCUGCUUGUGAAGCACAGAACUCUUUUUUUCCUGCCUUCGCUUUUGCCUUGUUGCCAGGAACUGCCUAGCAGGGCACAGCAAUCUCUUCUCUUUCCAAACAGGCAACCACUGCAGGGCUGUUGUUAGAGGAGUUAUUGAUUCGGGGCUGCCUGAUCUAGUGUUCUGCAUGGUGCUUAUCGGGUCAAAAUCGCACAGACUGCUGAUUGCUUACAUCUGGGGGAAGCUUCACCUGCCAGAUUUCCCCAUUGUGUUUCUAUUCAGCUGCGCGCAACCCCUGCCAGAAACUAUGGUUGCAACCUGUGUGGUCCUCCCUCCCUCUGCCCCAGUACCACUUGAAUCUGGAAUUCUCCUGUUUCAUUCUCACUUCUGCAGUGAAGUGAAGUUUUCUCCUUUCCCCCACUGAAUUAUGGGGGGAGAGCAGUGUUAGAAACUCAGAUAUAUGUGAAUAGCCAAAUGGCAUCUUAAACCUAGGUUAUGGACCCCACAACGGAGUGUUUUUGUGGUGAUAUAUUAUUAUUAUUAGUCAUUUAAUUUCUAAACUGUUUUAUAUUUUAAAGGGGAAAAAAUCUCAAAGCAGUUUACAACACAUUAAAACAUCAAAUAAAACAAUCUAGAAUAAAACAAAUGCAUGCUUCAAGGAGAAUAUUUCAGACCCUUCUCUAAGUGACAUUUUGCUUUCACCAUAUUUAUUUACCUGCUUGAUUUAUAGAGCUGCCCCAUAGGUGGUGUAGUGGUUAGAGUGUCGGACUAGGACCUGGGAGAUCAGGGUUCAAUUCCCCGCUCAGUCAUGAAGCUCACUGGGUGACCUUGAGCCAAUCACAGCCUCUUAACCUGCCUCAAGGGGUCAUUGUAGGGGUUAACUAGGAAAGGGGGCAUGGCAUGAACCAUGUACUCCUUGGUGGAAAAGGUAGGAUGUACAUGUAAUAAGCAAGCUCUUCUGCUUAGCUGUUUAAGAAAGCUGGAAGGGUCAGCCAGAUGGAAAUGUCAGCUGUCAACCUGGCAUCCAGAGUUCUCCAGGUGGUUGCAAUUGGACUCAUGCCAGUCGCAAAAUGCACCUGGCUCCCGGGUGGGGGGACAAUAAUACAGAUUUAACUUACAGGGUUGUUGUAAAGAGUCCAACUAGAUAAUGUAUGUGAAGCACUUUGAACAUUUUGAAGAGUUAUACAGUACAAAUGCAAAGCCUUAUUAUUAGAUGCUUCCUUUGGGGGUUCUCUAAGGGACGCAGGUGGCGCUGUGGGUUAAACCACAGAGCCUAGGACUUGCUGAUCAGAAGGUCGGCAGUUCGAAUCCCCAUGACGAGGUGAGCUCCCGUUGCUCGGUCCCUGCUCCUGCCAACCUAGCAGUUUGAAAGCACGUCAAAGUGCAAGUAAAUAAAUAGGUACCACUCCGGCGGGAAAGUAAACGGCAUUUCUGUGCACUGCUCUGGUUCGCCAGAAGCGGCUUAGUCAUGCUGGCCACAUGACUUGGAAGCUGUACGCCGGCUCCCUUGGACAAGGGAGAUGAGCGCCACAACCCCAGAGUCGGCCACGACUGGACCUAAUGGUCAGGGGUCCCUUUUCCUUUACCUUGGGGGUUCUCAAGCUUCUUUGGACUAUAACUCAGUGGGGAGGUCCAACUUACUAGGGUCUUCUCUAUGGAGUGAGAAUUGGAAAUAAUUGGCUUGAAAGUCAAUUCUGAGUCCAUAAGCCAGAGGUGGAGAAACUGUGGCCUUGCAGAUGCUGCCAGACUCCUACAGUGCCAUUGGCCACAUUGCCUUGGACUGAUGGGAGCUGGAGGACAGCAACAUCUGGAUGCUUGCAGGGGAUUCCUCGGUGGUCCGUGAGCCUUGUGAAAUGCCUCUGCCCAUCCCCUGUGCCAUGGCUGGUGUGGCAAGGCUUGCUUUGCCCUUGUAGAUAUGCACCCAUUUUCAACUAUUUGUGUUGGGGUUUCCCAGCCUGGGGAGUAACAAGUUUUUCUUCUUGACCCAGAGCUCAGUCCAGAUUACGUUUGAGGAGAGUCCUCAGCAACUACCGGCUGUCAAGAUUGACCACGUGACGUGCACGGACCAGUCGGAUCGCAGUAUGGUAGGCUGCUGCUGUCGCAUUCUGAUCCUUGUGCUGUUACUUUUCCCUGCCACCACCUUUAGAGGGGAGCACAAUGUUAGAUCGGGGGGGGGGGGGAGCAGCAAAAGCCAUUGGGAAUUUGCUAGCCGGUCUUCACCUUGGCCUUCAGUGCUCAGAACCAAACCACUGGAAAGCCGCCCUGAUCCAGACAGCUGCACUGCCCUCUUCCUGCCAUUCUUUGCCAUGCUCAAGCUCUGUUUUUGGAUUGCAGAUUCCUGUGUUAAUUUGCACUGCUGAAAUUGUGGUCGCUUAAAGGGGCUUCUGCGCUGGGCUUGCCCAGCUUUGUUUAGUAUGAGCAGGAAGAUUUGGCAGCCUCAGGAGCCACACAGAUCUCCUGACAGAUGCUCUUGGCCAUUUCAGUGUCAGAUGAAAACAUACCUGCUGAAAACUACCAGUCUAACAUUCAACCAAGACCAGGGAGGGGAAACCUCAGACCCAUGGGUAGAAUGUGGCCCUUGCAGGCCUCUCUUUCCGGCCCUUGGGACUCUCCUAGGCCACACCCCUGACAGAUCCUGCUCCAUGUCCUCCUUGAGUAUUGUUGCUUGCCUGUUGCUUGCCUGGGUGGACGUUAGAGGGGUAUGUUUGAGUAUGUGUGGAAGCAAGCCUACUGUAUGGAAGUCAAAAUAACAUCUGUUGCUCCACCCACUUUUCUUCUGGCCCCACCCACCACUGGCAUGUGGCCCUUAGUAGCUGCCUAGAAGGGAAUGUGUGGCCCUCUGUCUGAAAAGGAUUCCCCAUAGACAGUGGGGCUGUGAGACAGAGAAUCUGAAAGGGAACAUUUUGGAGAAGGUCAAACACGAUGACUCCCUCAAAGUAUGGAGCCACAGAGCAAGAAGAAUUACCGAUGAAAGAAGAAUGAAGGAUGAAGUUGAUGGACUAUGCAGAAUUAGAUGAAUUAACAGGAAGGAUUUGAAACCUGCGGGAUCAGAGAUUCUUAGAGGACUGGAGUAAAUAUAUGAACUAUUUGAAAAGUAAUUGUGAUGAACAGAUUACGCUAGUAGGACUGCAACAAGUUUUGUAAGGUGGAUUAUUUGAAAUAUUACAAGAAAGACUAUGAAAAGAAUUAUUAGUUAACGAUAAUUAAAUGCAAUAUAGAAAUUAAGAAAUGCAGAAUAAGUGAUAAAGAACGAAAAAUCAUCAGAGGUGUUGACGGAAGUCUAAAACGUUGUAUAAGAUGAGAAGAUCUAUUGUAUGACUGUUGGAACUGAUAUGUUAAAAAAUCAGUAAAUAUAUAUAUAUAUAUAAAACAAAGUAUGGAGCCACAGAAAACCCCAUAGUUUGAGGCAUGUGGGCAUGAGCUAUGGGAGUGCACUCUGUAUAUGGCCAAAUGAACUGCCUUCCCAACUUUCCUCCUGGCUUCACGCAUUUCGCUGCGUGAAGGGCUGAGUUGUGGUUAGUGAUGUUUAAGACCCCCACUCCCAGGGACCGGGAGGGAGGAAGGAGUCAGGAAAGGUCCAAAAGGAGAAGUUAGUAGUGAUUAGAGAGAGAUGGUGUGAAAGCGACAGGGAAGGAAAGAUACCAAGGAGCAUCACAAGAAACACGCGGAGGCCAACAGGUGAUCAAAGAAGAGUUAGCUGUUCUGUGCAGGAUCUAGGCAGUGGGUCUUGCAUGAAUGUUUAAUUGCCACAGCAGCAGAGGCUGGAAGCUCCUGCCGUGACAUGGGGAAGACCAGGGCAGAAUCUGGGCAGGAAAUCAGAAGAGAACCCAUGAUUGUCAGCGGGCAUGAGGGGAAACACAUUUGCUGUGGAGAGAAUGAGUGUCCCCCACUUUGCACCAUAAGCAUGCAAGGGGGCAUGGGGGGGGGAGAGGUGUUCCUUCCAAGGCCACAUGCUUGAGUGCAGGGUUUAUGUUUACGUAUAAAAUGAGAGUGAUGUAGUUUGGAAAAUCAUUGUAAUUAUAAUUAUAAUUUAUUAUUUAUACCCCGCCCAUCUGGCUGGGCUUCCCUAGCCACUCUGGGCAGCUUCCAACAAAAUAUUAAAAUACAGUAAUGCAUCAAACAUUAAAAGCUUCCCUAAUAAUAAUAAUAAUAAAAUUUAUACCCGGCCCAUCUGGCUGGGUUUCCCCAGCCACUCUGGGCGGCUUCCAGCACAUAUAAAAACAUAAGGGAGGUUGAAUCAUUUCCCCCUACCAGCUGACCCUAGUUGUGCCCAAAUGGAGGUGUCUGGGACUGGGCGUAGUGGUAACAACAGACCCCUGACUGCUCCCCUGAACCGUCUUCCCUGCCUGCUGCUCUUUGUCACCUGCCUUCUGGCUGGCCCUCCAGCUGGGCACAAUGACCGUCUCUCCCUUCCCGUCUCUCCUUCCAGAUGUUGUGUUGCCACCUUUCUGCCAGCACCCUGCAGUUCCCUGUCUCAGUCACUCAGCAGUCUCCAGCUGCCGUUUCCAUGGACACCUAUCACGUCACCUUGGCUGUGCUGCAGGCCCAGGUAACUGUGGGGCUGGGGUCUGGGGCUUUCUCUCCUUCCCACCCCUGCCCACUCCACCCCUCUGAGUUAUUGUGGGCAGAGGCUGCUGCUAGCAGGAUUUGUGCCUGGGUGGGUCUGCAGGUAGAGGCCCGUGCCUAUUUUGCUUAAGUCUUGGGUUUUGCAUAAAAGCUUGGGUUGCGAUAUUGUUUACUUGGGUGGUUUUAGAUGAAUAUUGCCAGCCUACAGAUUAUACAAAAUAGGUGGGUAUAAAUACCUUUGUGCAGUUGAUGUUCCUGGUGGUGGUGGUGGUGAUGAUAAGACUUUUUUUUUUUUACCUGGGCCAGUUGGAGAUCCACCUGGAGGAGAUUCAAGAUGAAGGGCUGCUGGUAUCCUGGGCAUUCAAAGACAGACCAGAGCUGAACCUGUCCGUCGUUCCAAGGCUCCAGCUACGUGAAGUGAGCAAACAGAUGAGCAUUGCUGGGUGGAAAGUCACACUUGCCUGUUCUGCAAGGGGGAGCCAGAGGACUCCACUGGUCCUGAUUCCACACACAUGGCUGCUUUUGAAUUCUUCCCUCCUGCUAGAGAAAGCUCAGUGGCACACCCCUCAUUUGGCUACCGUGUGUGCAAGGCUAGUGAGACUGCAGCAGAAACAGUAAAGCAACUUGGCAAAAUCAACAAGUUCAUUAUGCCAAAAUCUUUAAGGACCUAGAGCCCACUUCAUGCAGUGCCUGGAGCCUUCUCCUAAAAACUGCAGUGAUAUAUAUACACAUGGGGGAGUGGUGCCGGUGGUAAUGGGGGGCUAGAAUUGUAACCAGUGAGGUCAGAGGGAAGUUAAAAGUACAGAUUAUGCUGAAGCUGAUUGGUGACCCAUUGCAAAGCGGUAUUGCUCUUAACACAAAUAUUCAGCAGUGAUAAGCAGUGGAUGUUUUUCCAUCAGGGCAAAUGGGGGGCUGCCUUCCCUAUUUCAGUCUGCCUUCAGCCAGCUCCCACUUGCCUGCCUUCUUCCUUACAAAUAUCAGCAUUGGCUAUCAGCUUCCUCCUCCUUAGCCCCUUGUAGAGCUCAAAAGGGAGGAGGAUGGGGACAAAACUAGAAUUAGUUGGUUUCACCUACCAAGAGUUCCAGCCACUACUGCUGGUCAGCUAAUGAAGACAUGCAGCGUGCUGAAAAUCUGUUACUCUGAUUCAAGCCAUCAGUAAUAGAACCAAACUCACUACCGUGCUUGUCCUGGCUCAGCUCCAUGCUCCAGCAGGGUGGACAUAUGUCCCUGUCUUUCAAGCAAACCUACGUGGGCUUGCUUGCCGAACGUGAUGCUACAUUCAGAGGGAGCAAAAAUGGCUUUUCCAUAACGUGAGACAUCUUUGCAUAGGAAAGUGCUGCCAGACUUGCCUUGCUUUUCAGCGGGGCCAUUUCUGCAACCUGCUCAGGACGCCCCAUGAAUCUGAAAGGACCUGCGUUGCAUGGGGUGCUCAAAUGAAAGCUUUGUAUUCUACAACUCCCGGCACCCGGCUGGUGCUGCAGGAACACUUGAUAGGAGCUCCUUUCCCGGGGUCAGUGGAGGGCGCAGCUUGCAGAUUUAACAUAUAGAAUAAGAGAAGAACAUACAUUUAGAGAAGAUUGAAAAACGUUUAUUGAAUAUAUGGGGGAAAUGUGUACACUUGAAAAUGUUGGCAGCAUUAAGAUAAAUUCAACUGUGUAAAUAAGUUUUGACGGAUACAACAGUGGAAUACUAAAUGGUUUUGUUUUAGUAAAAUAUGCAAGGAUUAAGAUAUGCAAAAUGAACCAUGGAAAGAGAGGAAGGGGAGUCAAUGAUAUUUUAAGGAUGUUUAAAUGAGUAUUUUAAAUUGUAAAGCAGAAAAUUUAGUAAAAAAAAAUUAUACACACAGAGAGAGAGAUAUAUGUGUGUGUGUGUGUGUGUGUGUGUGUAUGGGACACUUGAUAGAAACUCCUUUCCUGGGGUCAGUGGAACUCUUGAGGGUGACGCCUCGCUUUGGCUGCAGGUGCUUUUUAACCUUCCUGUAAAGGGGGGACAUUCUCUGCAAGAAAUGCAAUCUUUCCCACCUUCUGGGCUUGUUUUCUGAGCUUAUUUUUGUGAUCCAGGAGAAUGACGGGAAAGUGGACCUGUCCACCAUAAAGGACCUGAUUGAGGACUCCGUCGUCAGCACUCAGCCUGCCAUGAUGGUGAAUCUGAAGGCCUGUGUAGCUGGCAGCAAUGCGGUAAAGAUCUUUCCCACAUUGGUGUGUUGCUGUUGAGUGAGGGGAUUCUUCCUUCUAGCCCAGUAUGAGUGGGGGACUUUGGAAUCGGCCUCAGCCCAGUAUACCUGAAGGAGUGUCUCCACCCCCAUCAUCCAGCCCGGACACUGAGGUCCAGCUCCAAGGGCCUUCUGGCGGUUCCCUCCCUGCAAGAAGUGAGGUUACAGGGAACCAGGCAGAGGGCCUUCUCGGUAGUGGUGCCCGCCCUGUGGAACGCCCUCCCAUCAGAUGUCAAGGAAAUAAACAACUAUCUGACUUUCAGAAGACAUCUGAAGGCAGCCCUGUUUAGGGAAGUUUUUAAUGACUGGUGUUUUAUUGUGCUUUUAAUAUUCUGUUGGGAGCUGCCCAGAGUGUCUUAGGAAACCCAGCCAGAUGGGCGGGGUAUAAAUAAUAAAUUAUUAUUAUUAUUUAUUAUCCACACCCCUGGAUGUAGCUGGCAUUUAUUGUCAGCCAUUUGGUUUUACAGCAAGGAUGGGGAGUUUUGGAACUCCAGCUCCCAUCAAGCCUAGCCAGGAUAGCCAAUGAUCGAGAGUGAUGUGAAUUGUGGUCCAACCGCCUCUGCAGGUCCCCAUUCAUGUUUUGAGAGAGUUGGGACUGUAUGUGUCAGUGGUUCCCUGCUCAUGUGCUUUCCUUCCUUGUUUAUCUCAGGUGUCCUGCAAUAAACUUUCCCAGGGGUCCCCAUCCAGCACAGCUGCUCCAGUGGCGCCCAAGCUGCUUCUCCAGCAUCUGCGAGCUCUGCACUUGGGCUCUGAGGAGACGCGAGGUAUGAUGCAGGAGCAGGAGAUGUUUCAGGCCUUUGGCUGCUCUGCGGGGUGAGAGUGAACACCUGUGUUUGAAGGCAUGGCAUGGAGCAUCCUGGCCAACUUUGGGCUAGGUGUGAAGACCCAACGUUGGCUGCAUCCUCUCACCUGCAGAACCAAGCAGGCCUCUUGCCAAGGGGUUAAGGCGAUUCUGUAAGCAGUACAGUGGUGCCCCGCAAGACGAAUGCCUCGCAAGACGAAUAACUCGCUAGACGAAAGGGUUUUGCGUUUUUUGAGUCGUUCCGCAAGACGAAUUUCCCUAUGGGCUUGCUUCGCAAGACGAAACCUCUUGCGAGUUCUUGCGAGUUUGUUUCCUUUUUCUUAAAGCCGCUAAGCCGUUAAUAGCCGCUAAGCUGCUAAGCCGUUAAUAGCCGAUAAGCCGCUAAUAGCCGUGCUUCGCAAGACGAAAAAACCGCAAGACGAAGAGACUUGCGGAACGGAUUAAUUUCGUCUUGCGAGGCACCACUGUAUCACUACAUAGCCACCUGCUUAGAGCUUUUCAAAGGGUUAAGACUCUGAAGGGAGAGCCAGAUUUCAGGGGAUGGGUGACUUUAGGAGUGGGGGUUUCCUUUCCAGUCCGCCGUGCAUGUGCUGAAGAUGUGCAAAGAUGUGGGUGGGAAUCCAGGUGAGUUGCUCUGGGCAGACAAAUCCCUACUCAGCAUGGUGAUGCUCAGCGAGUGGCCCCUAUUGCUUCUUGUUUUGGGGCAGUCCUCCCAGGGCUUAUCAGGUGUCUGCAUGGCCUCACCUCAAUGUUGCUCUGUGCCCCUUUUAGGAAGUGGGCAGCUGUGCUGCGUGGCAGAGCUGGACAGCCCUCGGCAGCUGAAGAGGACGAAGCUGGUGCCAGCCAGUAGCUCCAGCCCUGCAGCCGAAGUCGAGUGGGCGGACAAGCUCGUUCUGUAAGGAGCAGUGCUUUUUAGUUCUUUUGCGUAUUUGGGGAAGGGUGUGUUGGCUGGCCAGAACCCAGGGGCUGUCUGGAAUAGGAAGCACCAUCUCUGGUUUGCAGCCAGCUUCCUUGGAUCGGGUGUCCUGCUGCACCACUUCAAUGCUUUCCCUUCAGCACCUCCACCCAGAGGGGACAGAGCAAGCCUUCAUCUUUGUCCCCAAAUGGUGCUCUUCCAUUUCCCCUCUUACUCUGGAGAGCACUACUCAUGGACCUCAAAUGUGAGGAUGGGAAAGGGAGCCCAUGUUUUGCAGAGGGGGAAUGUUCUAAACCUCUGAAUGCCUGUUUCCUCUUCUUGUGCCUGGACAGGGAGCUUGGACCGAGGAGCAGAGAGCUGAAGCUGAGUGUGCUUGGGAGCAGCAGUUCUGGAGAAGGUAAGUAUUUUCUGAGACCAGCCAUGGAGCUGAGGAUUGCUGUGACCUGUGGGUGGCCAAGGCUGCUGGGCCUGGUGGCGGCUCUCAAAUGAGGUGUCAGGGACUGGCUGGACACUGAGAAGUGGUGGCUGGAUAUUGAUGAGUGGGCAGUGGGAGCAGCUAGGUUGGAGACUGACUUGGAAGAAGGGAUCAGUGAUUGGGGGGUUGGACUAGAUGACCGCUGGGGAUCCCUUUGAUCUCUACAAUGCUCUGUUUCUAUGAUUUAAGUUGGCAUAGCAUGGGCUGCUGCCAGCACCUGGAACCAAGGAGAAUCUCCACUUGUAUUCCCUCUUCGUUGCUACUCUCUUGCAGAUGUGCUCUUGGGAUUUGCCACUAUCCCGCUGGACUCUCCCUCCAAAGAGCCACGGGGACAGCAGCAGUACACACUGACCCCCGGAGCUGUCAGGAAGCUGCCUGCAGGAGCAGCCGUUGCACUGGAGGUGAAGUGUGAAGUGACAGGCAGAAGGGGCAAGAACUCCAUGCAGGAAUCUCUGGAUUAGAAUAACCAGUGGCCUCUGCAGGGCUUUUCCUCUUUCAGUUUGAGAUUCUGUAUGCAGAUGUUGGGGAGGGAGAAGCAAGGGACUGAGACCAAAGUGGUCCAGCUGCAACUUACUGGAAGGUCCCCUGCCCACACCCACCCCUGCUUCAGAGUCAUUAAGCACAGGCGCCAGCCUCUUUCCUUGAUGUUGCCACAGUCCCUUGAGGGGCACGGACCCUUGUCUCCCAACUAAACCAAUUGGAAGCUGCCUCAUCUUGAGUCAGACCCUUGUGUCCAUCUCGCUCAUAUUGCCUACACUAACUGGCAGCGCAUCUCCAGAGUUUUGGGCCAGGGAGUCUCUCUCAGCUCUGCCUGGAGAGGCUGCAGGUGAAACCUGAGUAUUUAAUGUUUGAUGUUUCAUUGUGUUUUUAGUAUUCUGUUGGCAGCCGCCCACCAGUUUGGUGGCAUAUAAAUAUAAACUUAUGUGAACCGCCUUGAGACCUCUGGGUAUAGGGCGGUAUAUAAAUUCAAUAAAUAAUAAUAAAUGAUAAAAAUGUUGUUGUUGUUAUUGUUCUGCAUGCAAAUCCCUCUCCCAAGGCUGGGCCAGCUUUAUGUCAGGCAAUUUGGCUGCAGAAAGAGCAAAGCAGGCAGGUUCUGGGGUGCUGGUCUCUUCCUGUUCUGGGGGCAAGAAGAUCACCCGCUGUUGGAGGGAAGCUGGUUCUGCUGAUGGGGAGCUGCUGAACUGAGUGCUACCCCCGGUGUGUGUCUAUGUGACCCCACCUGUCUGUCUGAAGCAUUUGCAUCUGGCUCUCUUGGCAGCUGCUCUAUCAGGAACUGCCAGAGCUUCAGCUGGCCUCUUCGCUGCGAACCAGCAUCACCCCCACCAAAAAGAUUGAGAUGGACCGCACCAUCAUGCCUGAUGGGACCAUCGUCACCACAGUCACCACCAUCCAGUCCAGGCCCAAAAUGGACUGCAAGAUUGGUAAGGGGACCCUGUUUUCAGGGUGUCCACAGCGCUCUCUCUCUCUCUCUCUCUUUCGCUCUCUGUGUGUGUGUGUUUUAAUGCAUUCACAAGUGCAGUGGUGUUGCUUUGUCUGCUCCUCUGGAAUGGCAAAGGCAGCCAAGAGGGACCUGCAGUUGCUGGAGAGGCACCAGCAAUUUAUUGUGAACCCAGCCUGUUUGCCAAAUGGGCCAUAGUGAUGGGAGUAACACCUUCCUGGAAACAGAGCAUCUUAUCCAGGAUCUGGAAAGAUGCAGCAAGUAGCUGGUGACCGAUUUGUAAAGGAGAUGCACUUGGCAGCAAGUGCUGUGAGAGGCAGAAGGACUUCCUCACUGCUUUUACUUGUCCCUGGUGUGGAUAUCUAUUUCUGGGGCUGAGCUCUUGUGAGCCUUGGCUUAAAGUUCAUCCAGCGCUUUCAGGCAAAACAUACUUGGUGGGUAGGGAAGGAUUUCUCCCAAUGGAAAUGGCCAGCUUCCUUCAGGGCUGUUGGGUUAUAUAGCAACCCCUCCGCUUUGAAGUCCCUGCCUUCCCCUUGGAUAUUGGGCCCUGUGCAGCAGUACCACUCUGGCAUAUAACAGCACGUCUGCUUUGAGGAUACUGGAUACUGAGUUCUAUCAAGGCAGGGAGUCUUCCACCUCCCCAGCAAGUGAACCGCAUGCCUAUUGUCAGAAAACCUGGAAAGGGUGUGUGUGUGUGUGUGUGUGUGUGUGUGUGUGUAUGUGUGUGUGUGAAGCAUCUGUUGGGUCCUGUGACCUUGUUUGCUGAUUUUGCACCCCUUUUCUUCUGGAGCCCAGAUUCACCCUCAAGGUCUCCAUCGAAGGUGGAAGUGACAGAGAAAGUGACCACGAUGCUUCCAGAAAAUGGCUGCCCCAGCUCUUCCCCUUGCAGUAGUAGUAAGUCAUCAGGGAGCCAAUUUUUUUGUCCUCGACCACACUGCAAAGAGCUGCAAGGAUUAGGCCAUGGGUAGGCAAACUAAGGCCCGGGGGCCGGAUCCGGCCCAAUCGCCUUCUAAAUCCGGCCCACAGAUGGUCUGGGAAUCAGCAUGUUUUUACAUGAGUAGAAUGUGCCCUUUUAUUUAAAAUGCAUCUCUGGGUUAUUUGUGGGGCGUAGGAAUUCGUUCAUUCCCCCCCCCCAAUAUAGUCUGGCCCCCCACAAGGUCUGAGGGACAGUGGACUGGCCCCCUGCUGAAAAAGUUUGCUGACCCCUGGAUUAGGCCAUGUGGCAUCCCUUUCCCUGCCCCACCUCGUGCCAGGAGAAUGCUUGAAGAGGCCUUUGGGCCCAGCUGGAGACAAACCCAUGGAAAGCUUGUCCUCCUCCUCAACUAUUUUCUUGCUGGCUUGCUUUGUUCCUGUCUGGGAGGAGACCAGGAAGAGGCACUGAGAAGCCUGUGUAGCGUAAUUGUAAGAGUGUUGCACUUGGGAGUCCAGGGUUCAAAUCCCCCACAGCCAUGCAGCUCACUGAGUGACCUUGGGCCAGUCACCGUCUCCUCUUCCUAACCUACUUAGAUUGCUCAGAUGAUAAAAUUGAGGUGGGAAAAAGGGAGGGAGCAAGAGCCACAUACACCACCCUGAAUUCCUUUGGAGGAAAGAUGGGGUGAAGACAGAGUGCAGAAACUGGCUCACCUUGUAUAUUAAAAGCAGGCUGCACUUCAACAUCUGUUCCGGUCAGUUUGGACCUCCAAUCCAGCGUUUCCCAAACUUGGGUCUCCAGCUGCUCGUAGACUACAAUUCCCACCAUCCCUGACCACUGAUCCUGCUAGUUAGGAAUGAUGGGACUUGUAGUCCAACAACAGCUGGAGGACCCAAGUUUGGGAGCCCCUGCUCUAGACAGUAGGAGUGACAAAGAAGGAAGGUCUUACACACCUUUUUCACUUGCCCCAUAAAUCAGUACAAUAAAUCUUCUAUAUCCAUGCAUAUCUGUGUGUUUGUGUCUCCUCCAGGAAGCAGCCAUGUGUCCAAUGGCUUGGACCCAGUGGCCGAGACGGCAAUCAGGCAGCUGACAGAUUUGACCAAUAAACCUGCCAAAAAGACCCCGACAAAGCGAAGUACGCUGAUCAUCUCAGGAGUUUCCAAGGUAACUGCUUAUCUACUUGCUUGGAGUCAGCCAUCCUUUCUUAGGAAGCUCCGAAUGAUGAAGUGGGUGGAAGAGGUGGUUCUGAUCAGUGGGUAGGGGCAGGGAGACAGUGACUACUUUUGGCUUCUGUUGGAUCGUUCUUCUCACUCACCAACCCAACCUGAUCCCAGGUACCAAUUGCUGAAGACGAGAUGGCUCUCUCCCUUGGUUACGCUGCUUCGCUGGAGGCCACUCUCCAGGAUGACUCCAUUGCGACUGGCAUAUCUGAAUAUGGGCACAGCAUCACUGAUGCCACUCAGCAGCUGGAAGCCUCAUACUCUGCCCAAAGGGAGCUGGAUGAGACGACGCGCUCGGACAUCUCCGAAAGGCCCUCGUUGGAGGAUGUGGAAUCCGAAACAGGCUCGACAGGUGCUCUGGAGACCAGGAGCUUGAAAGAUCACAAAGGUGAGGCUGAGUGUGUGCCCAGGGGGUGCCCAGAACCUCAGGAGAGCUUCAACCUAUUGCUCUGGCGUCGGAGAAGCUAGGGUGGUGGCAUGGGAUGUGGCAGAGUUCCUUGGAUGUUCACGUGUUUCUCUCUCCCGCUGCAGUGAACUUCCUUCGGAGCGGCACCAAACUCAUCUUCCGGAGGAAGAACAAGCAGAAGGAAGCCGGCCUCAGCCAGUCUCAUGAUGACUUGCCCAAUGCCGGUGCUAGCUCCUCUGGCAGAAAAAAAUCUGGCAGCUUCUCUCGGCGCCUCAUCAAGCGCUUUUCCUUCAAGUCUAAGCCUAAACCCAAGGCCAACGGGAGUACAUUGGCCAUGGACAAGCACUGAGACGUCAGUGGUCAAACAGUGUUCUCCAGGAGCCCCCUUUUGUCGAAGCUUUCCCCACUCCGUAUCUACAUCACAGCCCAGUUCCUCUCUCCUCCAGAGCCUACCUGGAUGGUUGGUGUUUGAUGUUUGGAGCUUUUGCCACGUAGCUACUGUGAAUGCCGCUGCCUCCCGGAGGAACAAAUGGCACACAAUGGCCCUGUUUGUAGCUGAUCUGUGUGCUCUGUCUUGGCGUGGCGGGGGAUGCAGACCCCCACGCUACCUUCAGCCUGAAUUUGAAAUCCUGGGAGUGCGUGAAGGAGAAGACUUUGGUAACGGUUGGCUUAACAAGAACCCCUCUCUCUGUGCUGGGCCUGUGUUAAGACAUGGUUACAGGGGAUGAGGUAGCAAUUGAUGCCAGCUUAUCUGGCUAAGCUGCUGGUCUUUGCCCGAUUUGUGUGGACAUGUCAAACUGGAUGAGCCUCCUUGAGCAAUCCAGUGGCUUCUUUCCUCUUCCAUGGGGGCAACGGAGGUCUCCAUAGUAGGAACUCCCAGUUGUGGUCCUCUGAUACAGAGGCAUCUGCUGCCACCGGCUCCUACCUGGCCCGUGUCUUAUGAAGAUGAGAAGGGGACCCUGCACAGUGUUUGGGCAGGGGGAGGCCUCUGCCUUCUAUAGAAAGAAGUGGCCCUUUCUGUGUUUUGAACCUUCUCUCUGACAAACUGGGAUUAGCUUACGUGGAAGGACCGUUGCUGAUCUGCCCUGCGUCAGGGCAUGGAAGAGAACUCGGUGCUACAGGAAACGGCUUCCCAACUCCCUUUGAGCCCGAAGAAAGGUCACUCCAGCAGAAACUUGUGCUUGACUCUGAGUAGGGCAGAGGGCUGAAGCAGCUCUCCCGAAAUGAGGCCUUGUGUGUACCCGAGUGAAGUUGAGCAGCACCUUUUGUAAAAUCCUGCCGGAUGCGACCAGAGAUCCUGACAGGCAGUGUGUGUGAUGG